Messenger RNA from Musa acuminata subsp. malaccensis (wild Malaysian banana), 2202 nucleotides. RefSeq names its product protein IQ-DOMAIN 31. The record is from RefSeq and is a predicted model, not a curated record. NCBI's taxonomy places the organism in Eukaryota, Viridiplantae, Streptophyta, Magnoliopsida, Zingiberales, Musaceae. Gene Ontology annotation, molecular function: protein binding.
UCUAUUUUUAGCCUUCUUUAGCUUUUGCUCAUAUUUCGUACUCUCCGUUGUGAGCUCGCUCACUGACCCUUCGCCGCUUGCCUUUCCCGCAACGCUUUCGCAAGGAGGCUCUUCAUCUGCCCUUAGUCUUGCCUCCGAGCUCCAUCUUAAGUUCUGCUUCAUUCGAUUUCUCGUUGCAAUUUAGGAAGCUAGGUUUUCCUGAUGGGGAAAUCUCCUGCAAAGUGGAUUAAAUCGGUGCUUUUUGGGAAGAAAGCUUCUAGAUCUCAUACAUCAAAAGCAAAGGAUUGCUCAAAAGCUGCAGUUGAAAAAGUGCAUGUUGCUGGGAAAAAACCAUCUCUUGUUGCUGUGACUUCUCCAGUGAUUUCUGAACCAGUUCUAGUAAACACCAAUUCAAGUGGUCUAUCAUCAGAAAUUAGGACAGCUUCGACUUCCAAUACUGGAGCUGUCACGUUUCCUUUAAGUCAAAGUUUGCAGAACCAAGUAAAUGUUGGACCUCAUGCUUCAAGUGAUGCAACCCAAGUCUUGGAAGAGUGUGCUGCUACAAAAGUUCAAGCUGCCUUCAGGGGUUUUCUGUCACGAAGGGCGUUUUGUGCACUGAAGGGCAUUAUAAGACUGCAGGCUCUAAUUCGUGGGCACCUGGUGAGGCGACAAGCAGUUGCCACCCUCCAUUGCACGUGGGGCAUUGUUAAGUUUCAAGCUCUUGUCCGAGGUCAGCGAGCCAGGCUUUCAGGUAUUGGCCUUGAAGUUAGAACGAAGUAUCGUCGAGUGAAGAAUGUGGAUAACAAGAAGUUGGACUUUUCAAAAGUGCAGCUGUCUUCCAGCCGAUUUUUGUGCCAGCUUCUUUCUGCACUGCCUGUUGCAAAACCAUUGCAGAUGCAUUAUGAUCCAGCGGAACCAAAUUCAGUCUUCAGUUGGCUGGAGCGCUGGACAUCCUCAUAUUUCUGGAAGCCACUUCCUCAACCAAAAAAGCCCUUAAAUGUGAAAUCUCGGGUGAGGUGCAGUAGUGCUGUGGAAAGUGAAUCAGUCAGACUAAAACCAAAUGUUCAUAGGAAUGUGCCUGCAAAGGUUGAUGUCAUGACCGAACCAGAGAGGCAUAAACGCCACCCGAGGAAAAUGCCUAGCCCUCCUGCUGAUUCUAUGGUGGAAAACCCACAAUCUGAAAUUGAAAAGGUCAAGCGCAGUCUGAGAAAGGUAUCUAGUUCUACCAAAGAGGCUUCCGAAAAGCCAGAGUCUGAAAAUCAGAAACCAGCUUGCACUCCGAGGAAGGUGACAACCUCAUUAUCUGAUGUACCACAACACAGUAUCGAGGAAUCUUCAAUGAAAAUUAAAAAUGAAGGUGUGGCACCUCUCGACAGUAAUUGUGAAUUCGAUGCUACCAUAAAUUCGGUAGCUUUGGAUGGGCCUAUGAAUCCAGAAAUUGUCGACAGUCCUGCAAUCAAAUUGCAUAUAUCAGAAGAUAUCUGCAAUGAAGAGCUAAGCUCGAAAGAUAAUCAGAGUUGCAAUGAAAUCCAGAAGAGUAGCAAGAGGAGGGUCUCUUUCCCAUCAAAGCCAGAACCUUUAGCAGAGAAUGCCUUGCAGAAUGCUCCCAAGUUGCCAAGCUACAUGGCAACCACUGAAUCAGCUAAGGCAAAGCUAAGAGGACAAGUUUCACCGAGGUUUGGAUCUGAUUCAUUGGAAAGAAAUAAUAUCACUCGUCGUCAUUCUCUGCCUUCUUCCAUGAAUGGGAAGUUAAGCUCACAAUCACCGCGCACACAUAAGUUGAUCCAAGCAAGCUGCAAGGAUGGGAUUCGAAAUGACAGAUCCUUCUCAUCAUCAAGAGAUGGUAGUGAGAGGGCAAUUCAAGUGGAAUGGAGGAGGUGAUGUUCUCGGAAUGGUAAUUCUCAAGUUCUUCAAAGAGGAUAACCUUUGCGAGUUGGCAACAGUCUUCAUUCAUACUGUUUGUUUUGAGGUGUAAAGUUGUGCUGUAACCGUUAUCCCCAUUUAGCUGUUGCCAGCGUGAGGUGUGUACUGUUUAUGCUAUGCUGGUAUUCACAGCUUCGAUCCCUCUCGAGUGUGGCACGGUUUCUUUUGAUCUGGUUGCUAUGCUUUUGUUUAUGCAACAGAGUUGUCUACUAAGAAUCCUCAAAACAUGAGAUAGUACAUUAUCUUGUUUGUCUUCAUUUUCCAACAUUUGGUCAUAUUAUAAGCUUUCUUUUGUGUUGA